UCUAUAUGCCUUACACCGUGUGCGAAACCGCGGGAAAAGGGAAAUAAUAUUGUGAAUCUCCACAGUUUUCUUUUUAUUGUGUACUAUUUAUUCAUUUGUUUUUAAUGUGUAGCUUAUCAAUACAAAUUUAGAAAAUAUCGUACUUUUCAUGCGUUGAUUUACGCGAUCAUUGAUGAUUGUAACAAGUUGGAGAACAAAAAAUUGAGUGACAUGUGCGAUUGUUGAUCAUUGUUGGUUAUGCGUACUGUGCCGAGUUCGCGCCAAAACUGUGUUUUAUGCUCUCGACUCAAUCACGAGGGGAAAUUGUUAGUUUAGUGUGUUUGUCAAAAAAUAAUACUAGUAAAUUAUGCCACUCGUGAGAAAGCCAAUGCGCUAUGCGCAUCCAGAAGGUCAUACUGACGUUUGUUAUUUUAUGGGUGAAAAAGGUGGACUUGUUACAUGUGGUACUGAUGGAGAUGUUCGAACCUGGAUAGAUUUAAUGGAUGAUGAUCCAUCAGCUAGUUGUAUUUCUGAACAAGCUAUAGCUGUGGUUUCAAAAAAAGAAAAAUUGUUUGUUGGAAACGACAAUAAUACAGUGCAGAUUCUAAGUCAUCCAGAUCUUGAAAAAGCAGGAAUAUUGGCAAGAUUUUCUGCUGCUGUAUCUACUCUUUCAACCACAAAGGAUAGCGACUUAAUUGCAUCUGGUGCAUGUGAUAUGCGAAUCCAAGUUAUAAAUAUAAGUACAUCAGACAGUUUUGAACUAAAUGGUCACGAAGCUCCAAUAUUAGGAUUAUCACUAGAUCCAAAGGAAGAAUUUUUGGCAUCGUCGAGUGGUGAUGGUACAAUUAGAAUAUGGAGUAUUAAAGACAAAAAGUCAGUUCAUACAUGGAACAAUGUUGUUCCAAAGUGUAACGGUUUUUUUACAGCAAAAGUUUAUGCUACUCCCUCUUUUCAAAGUAAAAAUGGAGAAUAUCUGGCAUAUCCUCAAGGAAAAGAGAUAAUAGUUGUAGAAAGAUCUUCAUGGAAGGAAACAUUCAGAUUAAGAUCAACUGAUAUAAAAAAUGAGUUAAGUAUCUGUAAAUUCUCUGAAUGUGGAACUCUAUUGGCAGCCAGUUCUACUUAUGGAGAAAUAGUUGUUUGGAAUGUUGAUAGUAAAGAAGUUGUUGGGUAUGUAGAACAUCAGCAAAAUGCAAAAAUUACUUCACUUGUCUGGAAUCCACAUAAAUCUGAUGAAAUUGCAUUUUGUGAUGCCCUGGGACAACUUGGUUGUAUUGAAGUUAACAUAUCAAAGUCUUUUGAUGACUUAAAAGCAGAAUCUAUAACGGACGGAAAUAUAGCUGAUGAUGACUUUAUGUUUAAUGAUAACGACGAUGAAGAUGAUAAUGUAAUAUCAUUAAGCAAAAUUAAAGCUUCUGUUAUUGAUGAAGAUCAAAAAAGUGUGUCCAGUGUUGUCACAGAAAAAAUUGAAGAAAAACGCACUUUACCUGAAAUAAAUUUACAAGAGCCGUUUCAACCUGGAUCGUCUCCCGUUCAUUUAUUAUCACGCUAUAUGAUGUGGAAUGACGUAGGAAUUGUAAUGUGUUUUAAAUCCGAGGAUGAUGAAGACAGCAAUAUAGAAGUCAAUUUUCAUGAUGUUACAGUGCAUCAUUCUAUGCAUAUUAAUAAUUACCUUCGCCAUACAAUGGCAGCAUUAUCUAAUGAAGCUCUAGCGCUUGCAGCUCCAGCAUAUGAUGGUUCUCCAAGCAAAAUUGUUGUAGUAGCCCUACAAGGCUGGGGUUCUGGAAAUAAAGAAUGGAGUAUGGAUCUUCCUGAUGGUGAAGAGGCACUUGCGAUUGCAGCGGGAAAUAAUUUUGUAGCAGUUGCAACCAGUGCUAGGACUUUAAGGAUAUUUAUGCCUGGUGGAUCUCAAAGAGAAGUUUUAGCUUUGCCUGGAUCAAUAGUUGCUAUGAAUGGUUAUGGAAAUAAUCUAGCAGUAGCUUAUCAUUCUAGUAUAGGGGCCUUUGGUGAUCAAAUUUUAAGUUUACUGUGGGUACGCAUCUGCGGUCCGAAUUUGAAAAGUCACACUUUGCCAGUGCCACUUUCACCGGCGUCCAAUUUAAUGUGGCUAGGUUUUUCCGAUCUUGGUUCACCUGUAGUCAUGGAUGCUGAGGGAAUAAUAAAUAUUUAUGAUAAGAAAGCAUUCUUGUGGAGAGUUGCUAGUAAUACAAAUAGACAGAAUAAAGGCAAGUUUGAUAGCUAUUUUAUCAUUGGCAUAAGUGAGUCAGAGAGAAGCGCUCGAUGCAUCUUGUGUAAAGGAAGUCAUUACCCUCCGACAACUCCCCGUCCAAUCGUCACAGAAAUACCACUUAUUAUUCCACUUUGUGAUCCCGAGAGUGAAAAAUCUGAAAAAGAAGCUAAAGUUUGGCAACUUGGUAGUAAUCCGGUUGACGAAAGAGAAGCUGUAUUGGCUCUAGUAGCUAAUGCUUGCCGCAAUAAUGUUCAGUUCCGCGCUGUCGAGCUAUGUCAACAAAUUGCCUCUCAAAAAGUUAUAGAAUUGGCAAUCAAAUACGCAGGACGUCUUAAUAAAAUUGCUUUAGCCAACAAAUUGGAAUCCAUUGCAGAUACCAAAGAACCUGAUGAAAUUAUUAGAGAAGUUGGAACACAAGAAGAUAUUUUUAACGAUCGCAUUGAAACUCCCGAUGAAGAUGAACUUCUUGUAACACCAUCUGUUAAAACGCCAGAUGUGGAAAUAAAACCACUUACUCCUAGUCAAACAUUCUCACGACGAAAUAAUCCUUUUAAAAAAAAAGGAAAUACGCCUAUAUCUAAAGGUCUUAUGGGAUUGGAUAAACUUCCGGAAAAACCAAAACCAGUAUCUACCGCACCAAUUAGUGCGCCUAAAUCCAAGAAGCCUAAGGAGCCUCCAACUCAUUCAUUUGUGAAUUGGUUAACAAAAAAUAAAAAAAAAGUGGAAGAAGAAUAUGCGGACCUGGAGCCUAACCAACGCAUGAAAAUCGCUUACUCGCGAUUCGAGGAAGAAACUAAGUCAAGAACAAACACUAACGAAGUAUCAGAUGAUGAAACCAGUAAAAAAAGAAAAUUAAGUCCAGUGGAUCUGGUACAGGAGGCCAUGGGCACCUUGGGGCCCUGGCACAUAGUCAUCGCCGUGGCCGUGUCUCUCGUCAAGUUUCCUGUGGCUUGGCAUCAGUUGUCCAUAGUCUUCCUUGCCCCGGACGUCGACUUUACAUGCGCUUCGCCGAAACCUUUCAACAGCUCGAUGGCCUUGGACAAGCAUUGUAGUGUUAAUGUCGGCAAUGACACCGUGGAGAAGUGCACCAAGUUUCACUACGAUAGGAGCAUUUUUCGGGAGACCAUCAUAACGGAGUGGGAUUUGGUGUGCGACAGAAAGUAUUUGGCUGAUUUAGUUCAGUCUUUAACGAUGUUUGGAAUUUUGGUCGGUAACAUGAUAUUCGGCAUAAUGUCCGACAGGAUCGGACGUAAAAUCCCUCUGAUGAUUGCGAUAUUUAUACAAUCCGUGACUGGAUUCGUAACCGCGUACUCGCCCUGGUAUGAAUUUUUCUUAGUAUUCAAAUUUAUUUCUGCCGUAGCUACAGGUGGAACUAUGCUUAUUAGUUUUGUUUUGCUCAUGGAAAUCGUGGGACCAAAAUGGCGCUCGACAUUGUCGGUUUUGUUCCAUUUACCUUUCCUGCUAGGUUUUCUCAUGAAUCCCUUGAUAGCUUAUCUGACGAGAACGUGGACCGGCUUUCAAAUGGCCGUGUCCAUACCGCCGAUAUUCCUGUUAUCGUAUUAUUGGAUUGUGCCGGAGUCGCCGAGAUGGUUGCUGGCGGUAGGCAGAACGAGCGAAGCCGAAGCGAUUCUGACAAAGGCAGCGGAAAAGAACAGAAUCCCUUUGAGCAAAGUUACUGCCGUCAUCGAGGCUCAUAACGUCCAGGCGAAAGCGCAAAAAAAGCAAGAGGUCAAGUACAAUAUAACGCAUCUCUUCCGAACACCGAAUCUUCGGAUCAAGACCCUUUGCAUAUGCGUCAAUUGGUUCGUUUGCGGACUGUGCUUCUUCGGGCUGGUUCAGUUCAUGGGAAAAUUAGCUGGAAAUAUUUUUGUCAACACCGCCCUUUCGGCCGCUGUGGAGUUGCCAGGAACUAUCAUAGUUUUGUACUUGAUAUCGAGGGUAUCAAGGCUACGUAUUCUCAUAGGCGGCAGUGCCGUUUCAGGGGUCAUGCUCUUACUGUUAAUCUUCUUUGAGAACCCGACGAUCCGAGUGACUCUGGCGACGAUAGGUAUUGGGGGUAUGUCCUUAUCCUUUCCGACUGUCUACCUCUACAGCAGUGAAGUCUUCCCCACAGUGGUCAGGAAUGUCGGCAUCGGUGCCGGUAGCACCUGCGCUAGAAUCGGCAGUAUGAUAGCGCCAUUUGUCGUUAGGAUGGGAGGGACGUGGCCGUGGUUACCACCGCUUUUGUUCGGCUCAGGACUACUUUUUGGAGUUGCUCUCUGUUUUUUCUUGCCAGAAACCAUGAAUUGCGAAUUGCCAGAAACGAUAGAGGACGGAGAAAACUUUGGAAAGAAAAGACCAAGGGAGAACACUGUUUGAAGACUUACAUUAUCAGAUAAUUUUUUUAUAUCAAGCUAUAUUUUAUCGCAGAACAAUUUAAUGUCGUCGACUUUUUUAUAUACUCAUCAAAAAAUAUCAUUCAUUGCAUCUAAUUGGGGAGACUGACAAUGAUUUUAAUGCUCAACACUGAUCUAAGUGAGCUUUUUGUAAAAAAAAACACAUUCAUGUGACUUUGUACAUUUUCUAAAAAAAAAUAUGGAAUGCGGAUUGCUUGCAUUACUGCAUUCUGUACUUUUAAUAUGAUCUUAUAUUUUUAUAGUAUUUAGAAUUAAAUUUGCGAAGUUACUUUAAAUAAGUAUAUAAAAUUUCUUAUUUAUACCAUAAUGCGCUUCUGAUAUAUUUUUAUUUAAAAAUAUACAAGAAUACACAACUAUACUAUAUUAAGUUCUAUUAUAAUCGAAUAUAAAAUACACGCAUUUAUCAGACAGUCUUUGUACAUGUAUUAAUUUAAAAAAUCACAAAUAAUUAUCGAUACAACAUUUAACUCUCUAAAUAAA
This is a messenger RNA of Nasonia vitripennis (jewel wasp), 5082 nucleotides long. Its product is annotated as WD repeat and HMG-box DNA-binding protein 1. The coding region runs from base 347 to 4564 and encodes 1405 amino acids. Gene Ontology annotation, cellular component: membrane; nuclear replication fork. Gene Ontology annotation, molecular function: chromatin binding; transmembrane transporter activity; protein binding. The transcript has 21 exons. NCBI's taxonomy places the organism in Eukaryota, Metazoa, Arthropoda, Insecta, Hymenoptera, Pteromalidae. Gene Ontology annotation, biological process: DNA-templated DNA replication; mitotic cell cycle; transmembrane transport. The record is from RefSeq and is a predicted model, not a curated record.